Messenger RNA from Melitaea cinxia (Glanville fritillary), 4166 nucleotides. RefSeq names its product phosphoribosylformylglycinamidine synthase (gene Pfas). Lineage: Eukaryota; Metazoa; Arthropoda; Insecta; Lepidoptera; Nymphalidae. The coding region runs from base 1 to 3990 and encodes 1329 amino acids. Gene Ontology annotation, molecular function: phosphoribosylformylglycinamidine synthase activity. The transcript is spliced from 23 exons. Gene Ontology annotation, biological process: 'de novo' IMP biosynthetic process. The record is from RefSeq and is a predicted model, not a curated record.
AUGUGUAUAUUAAGAUUUUUUACUCACGAAGCCUUUAGUGCUCAUAAAACUAAAGAAAUUCUUUCCAAAUUAAAACAUGUGGAUCAAGAGGUGCAAGAUUUAUCAACAGAAAUAUGUUACCAUGUGGAACUUGCUGAAGGUUGUAAUUACCUUAAUUUAAAUCAAAUUAAAAUAUUACAAUGGCUCCUUUCUUCUCCUCUCAAACCUCAUGCUUUGAGAAAUGAAUCUGCUUACAAAUUUAUCAAUGAUGAUCAGAUUAUCAUCGAAAUUGGACCUCGAUUCAAUUUUUCGACAGCAGAUUCAAGUAAUGCAGUUCAAAUAUGUCAUAGUGUUGGUCUCAAUGAUGUUGUACGCCUUGAAGUUUCCACAAGAUAUGUUAUUACAUUUAAACAAUUCAAAAAAGUUAAUACAGAGUUAUUUGAAAAGUUGGCAGCCCCAAUUCACGAUAGGAUGACACAGUGCAUUUAUACAGCAGAAAAUCUACCUCGUCAAAGUUUCUAUGAAAGCUUACCAAAGAAUUUAGAACCGUGGUAUGUGGUGCCAUUGCAAGCUGAAGGAAUGGUAGCAAUGGAGAAAGUUAAUAAUGAAUUAGGUUUAGCUUUUGAUUCUUGGGAUAAGGAGUUCUAUAUGGAUUUAUUUGUCAAUAAACUGAAAAGAGAUCCUACAAGUGUAGAGUUGUUUGACCUAGCACAAAGUAAUAGUGAACAUUCUCGUCAUUGGUUUUUUAAGGGUAAGAUAAUUUUAGAUGGUAAAGAAAUAAAUGAAUCGUUAAUUGAUAUGGUGGCUUCGACUCAAAAAUCGUCAAAUGAUAAUAAUGUAAUUAAAUUUGGCGAUAACAGCAGUGCCAUCAAAGGUUUUAAACAUACAAAACUGAAACCUAUCGAUGUGAAAGUCCCUUCUCAAGUGAUUGAAGAAAUCACCGAGUCUGACAUAAUAUUUACUGCUGAGACUCAUAACAUGCCAACAGCAGUGGCACCCUUUAGUGGGGCAACCACAGGGACUGGGGGACGUAUUAGAGAUGUACAAGGAGUUGGCCGAGGAGGCUAUACAGUUGCUGGAACUGCAGGGUACAGUGUUGGGAACUUAUUAAUACCAGGUUAUGAUUUACCUUGGGAAGAAAAGAGCUGGGAAUAUCCAAGUAAUUUUGCAAGGCCUUUGCAAAUUAUCAUUGAAGCGAGUAAUGGUGCUUCAGACUAUGGUAACAAAUUUGGAGAACCUCUCAUCUCAGGAUUUGUCCAAUCUUAUGGCUUGAAUAAUGGGGAUAAUGUGAGAGAGGAAUUUGUCAAACCUAUUAUGUUUAGUGGAGGUAUUGGUUAUAUGCCUCAUUCCAUGAUUAAAAAAAAUAAACCAGAUAAAGGUAUGUUCCUCGUAAAAGUUGGAGGUCCAGUGUAUCGUAUUGGCGUGGGUGGUGGAGCAGCCUCUUCGGUAGCUGUACAAGGUGGAGGUUCUAGAGAUCAUGCCCUUGAUUUCGGAGCAGUACAAAGAGGUGAUGCUGAAAUGGGAAAUCGCCUAAAUAGAGUCGUACGAGCAUGUUUAGAAGCAGAUAUAAAUCCUAUUGAAUCUAUUCAUGACCAGGGAGCUGGGGGUAAUGGUAAUGUUUUAAAGGAAUUGGUUGAGCCAGAAGGUGCAGUUGUAUUUACAAAAGAAUUUCAACUUGGAGAUCCAACUAUUACUACACUAGAACUUUGGGGUGCAGAAUAUCAAGAAAACGAUGCGCUAUUGUGCUAUAAAGACAACAGGAAAAUUCUGGAAGGAAUAUGUCAACGUGAAAGAUGUCCAGUGUCAUUUGUUGGGGAAGUCACUGGAGAUGGCUAUAUGAGUCUUGUGGAAGAUAGUUACAAUGAAGUGUAUUUAGAUAGAUCAAAUAGGGUUAAGCCUGAUGUAAAGCCAAAGUUGCCCUAUGAUUUGCAUUUAGAGGCUGUAUUGGGAAAUAUGCCAAGAAAAACUUUCGACUUGAAGCAAGAUAAGAGAACAAAAUUGCCUCUGUCAUUGCCCAAAGACAUUUCUGUAGAGAAUGCUUUGAAUCGUGUACUAAGACUUGUCAAUGUUGCUAGCAAGAGAUAUUUAACUAACAAGGUGGACCGCUGCGUGACAGGGCUAGUGGCCCAGCAGCAGUGCGUGGGUCCUCUACACACGCCUCUAGCGGAUUGUGCCAUCAUCGCGCUGGGCUUCCACGACCUCGUGGGCUCUGCGACGUCCAUCGGCACGCAGAAUAUCAAGGGGUUGCUCGACCCCGCCGCCGGCGCGCGCCUGUCGCUCGGGGAGUCGCUCACCAACUUGGUGUUCGCGGGGGUGUCGGCGCUGGAGGACGUGAAGUGCUCGGGCAACUGGAUGUGGGCGGGCAAGGCGGGCGCGGCGGGCGCGGCGCUGGUGCGCGCGUGCGGCGCGCUGUGCGGCGCCCUGCGCGCGCUGGGCGUCGCCGUCGACGGCGGCAAGGACUCGCUGUCCAUGAGCGCCGCCGUGCGCGGCCGCGCCGUCCAGUCUCCGGGCACGCUAGUAGUGUCAACGUAUGCACCGUGUCCUGACAUCACAGUGAAGGUGGAACCCGCUUUAUUACAAGAAGGUGCAGCUCUAAUACACGUACCAGUGACGCCAGGAAAAUAUAGGCUCGGAGGUUCAUCUCUAGCACAAUGCUACAAACAGCUCGGCCAAACUCCGCCAGACUUGGACGAUCCUACUGUACUAAAAGCAUUAUUCAAAGUUACACAAAAGUUGCUCAAAGAAAACAAAUUAAUUUCUGGUCAUGACAUCAGUGAAGGAGGUUUUAUUACCACUGUCUUAGAAAUGGGUAUAGGUGGCAUUCGCGGACUAAACAUUGAUUUGAAAGUGGAAAACAAUGUAUCUGUUAUCGAGGCCCUAUUCAAUGAAGAACUCGGUAUUGUAAUAGAAGUAGACCAAAGCAAUGUGGAUUACGUUUUAAAUGAAUAUAAGAAACAGAGUGUAUAUCCUAAAGUUAUUGGUAAAACUGGAAAGUAUGGUAUGGAAUCUCAGGUGAAUGUGAAAGUGAAUGGUGAGACAGUCUUAAACACACAAUUGAUAAACGUAUAUAGGAUGUGGGAAGAAACUAGCUAUCGACUAGAAUGCCUUCAGGCUAAUUCUAGCUGUAUCGAACAAGAGUGGACAGGUCUCGCAAAACGUAAAGGAGUAAAAUAUAAUGUCACAUUUGAUCCAUCUGCAGCAAUGAUGAAAACAAAGUCAAUCAAGGUGGCAGUAUUAAGAGAGGAAGGUACAAAUGGUGAUCGCGAAAUGAUUGCAUCGUUGAUGAUGGCAAACUUCGACGUGUUUGAUGUAACAAUGAGCGAUUUGCAAGCUAAAAAGAUUACCUUGGAUGCUUUUCAAGGAUUAGUCUUCCCCGGUGGCUUCAGUUACGCUGACACACUGGGUUCAGCGAAGGGUUGGGCGGCUGCUAUUCUUUUCUCUGAAUCUCUAAGAGCUCAGUUUGCUAACUUUAAGAGUAGAAGCGACACAUUCUCCCUUGGUGUGUGUAACGGUUGCCAGUUAAUGGCGAUCUUGGGAUGGAUUGACGCUGACAAUAAAACUAAGAGUAAUAGUCAGAUAUUCCUCGACCAUAACUUAUCUGAAAGAUACGAAUGUCGAUGGAUCGCCGUUAAGAUCAAUGAGCGAUCAAACGAUGUUUGGUUCCAAGGAAUGGGCGACAGUGUUUUGGGUGUGUGGGUCGCACACGGGGAGGGUCGGUUUACCGUGUCUGAACCUGAAAUAUUUGGCAAGUUAUGGUCUAACGGGCAAGUAGCCAUGCAGUAUGUUGAUGAUGAUGGUCUUCCAACUGAAGUAUAUCCUAUGAACCCUAACGGAAGCCCUGAUGGAAUAGCAGGCGUCCGUUCUCCAGAUGGUCGUCACUUAGCCAUGAUGCCGCAUCCCGAGCGUUGCGUGUUGAGUUGGCAGUGCCCCUCGCCUCUGCCGACUACUGGCCUUGCCUCGCCCUGGCUGAGACUGUUCCAGAACGCGUAUGCUUGGGCGUCUCAGUGUUAAGCUGUCUAUACUGAUGCAACAGUCUUGAUACACUAGCGGCUGGCUGGUCAUGGCUGAAGCUUUUUUAGAAUGUGUACUAAUGAAAACAACUAUCAGAGCGAAACUACUAUUUAAAAAAAUAUAUAUUAAAAUAAUAUUAUGGUUGUAAUUGAGAAAAUAUAUUUUCAGGAUAUUUA